This is a messenger RNA of Camellia sinensis, 1714 nucleotides long. The record is from RefSeq and is a predicted model, not a curated record. NCBI's taxonomy places the organism in Eukaryota, Viridiplantae, Streptophyta, Magnoliopsida, Ericales, Theaceae.
GAUCCGUUAUCUUCUUCUUGCAAGAAUGUUACGAUUAAUUAGGAUAUUAAUGCAUGUCCAGCGCUACCGUGCCUUCGUUGCCACAUUCUUGACCCUCAUACCAAGUCUAAUGCCAUACUUGGGAACCAUAUUUUGUGUCAUGUGCAUCUAUUGCUCUCUUGGUUUACAGAUCUUUGGUGGUACAGUUAAUGCUGGGAACCCUGAUCUUGAAGGAACAGAUCUUGCUAAAAAUGACUACGUACUGUUCAAUUUUAAUGACUACCCAAAUGGGAUGGUGACACUUUUCAAUUUACUAGUGAUGGGAAACUGGCAUAUAUGGAUGCAGGUAUCACUAAUCUGUCAUGAUCACCUAUAUCUUCUCUGCAUUCACGCUGCUCUGUGCAUGACUGAAGAAUAUAUCAACUGUCAUGGUUUUUCAUUUAUGAUCAUCUUUACUUGGUUAGCUAGUGACAAAUAUGCCUUUCAUUGCCUUUUUGUAUGUCCCAUACACUUAUUAACAACCAAUGAUGUUGGUGCCUUGUUUAGGGUAGAGCUGACUAGUAAUCAGGUUUUGCAAGUAUCUGACCAGUCGGCUGUUAAAUUAGGUUCAGUUUAUGUGAAUCCGGUUAAUUAUGCAGAACACCUACUCAAAACUUAUUUAUUUCAGAUAAUCAGCGGAUAUUGCCUUCUUCGGGUUAUUGUUUGUUUUCAAGGACAUGGAAUUCCAUACAAACCACCAGGGAGUUAUGAAAUUUUAUAUGAGGACCAUGCCUAGUGGCUUUGGAAAUUUCUCAGGCAUGCACUAGGUAGACCUUGGAGGUAGAAUAGUUAAAUUGUGGGAAACCUUUAAUAACAUUACCUUUUUAGAGAGAUUGUGCCCAUAUACGAUGUGUUAACUGUAAGCUACGAAGCAUGGAUACUUCGAAAUGGCCCCCGUACGCGUACCGGAUACGGAUAUGCGCCCGAUACGGCGGGAUACGUAUCAGAUACGGCAAAAAAGUAUCCUUUUUUUUUUUUUUUAAUUUUUGAAUUUCGGAUACAUUUGGGAUACGCGAAGAUCCGGUCGGGAUACUUUUCGGGAUACGGCGAGGCAAAAAAAUAAUUUCAAAAUUUUAAAAUGGGGUCAAAGUAUAAAAUAUCAAAAUAAGGUAAAAUAAAACAAAAAGAAAUCAAUCAAUCAAUCAACCAAACCUACCUAUGUCGAACAACAGUAGCAAAGGAGGAGAAGAGUUCGUCGUCGUCUCUCGCUCAGGUUCGUCGAUCAGGUUCGCGAACAGCAGCUCGACGCUCGUCGAUCAGGUUCGUCUCUCUCUCUCUUCCUUUUGCUCCCUCUCUAUCUCCCUCUCCCUUUCGCUCGAUCUCACUCUCUCUCUCUCUCUCUCUCGCUCAAUCUGUCUGGUCUGGGGAUGGACAGAUCGCUCGAUCUCAUCUCCUCCCCUCUCGGUCGAUCUCUCCCUCUCCCUCUCCCUCUCCCUUUAUCUAUCAUCUCUCGCUCUCUCUUUCCAGUCACAUUUUUUUUUGUAUGUAUACUCUGUAAAAUAAAAUAAAUAAAAUAAGAUAAAAUUAAAAAAAAUAUAAAAAAAUGAACUUUGUAUGUAUUACGGUGUUACCUGUAUGAUAAAAUAAAAUAAAUAAAAUAAGGUGAAAAAUUUACUAAUAAAUAAACUUAUUAAUAAAUAAAUAAAUAAACUUACUAAUGAACUUUGUAAACUUAUAAACUCUGUCUGGUCUGGAU